Messenger RNA from Triticum dicoccoides, 1956 nucleotides. Its product is annotated as DNA (cytosine-5)-methyltransferase DRM2-like. Gene Ontology annotation, cellular component: nucleus. NCBI's taxonomy places the organism in Eukaryota, Viridiplantae, Streptophyta, Magnoliopsida, Poales, Poaceae. Gene Ontology annotation, molecular function: DNA (cytosine-5-)-methyltransferase activity; protein binding. The coding region runs from base 1 to 1956 and encodes 651 amino acids. The transcript has 10 exons. The record is from RefSeq and is a predicted model, not a curated record.
AUGUCCUUCUCUGUCUACCUUGGUGAUGCUCUGGUGUCAUGGUCUUCCCAGCGGCAGGCCACCGUGUCCAGGUUCAAUGUUGUGGCUGAAUAUCACGGCGUCACCAACAACUAUAAGAUACCACUCGAGUAUGGCCACUCCAGACAAGAGGAUACUUUUCAUUGGAUGGGCAUUAGGAACGAUAGUGAUGGUCGUGAUAAAGGGAAAAGUGAUGUUGAGUAUGAACCUUCAUGGGCUCCGGACUUGAGGAACUUAUAUGCUCCUGGCCCGUCCACGCUGGGUUCUAAUGGGUGGGCCAAUGGGGAAGCGUCAUCUCCUUCUUUAGUCAAGAGAUAUGUGGCAAUGGGUUUCCCAAAAGAAAUGGUCGUGACAAGCAUCAAGGAGAUUGGGCACAGUGACCAAAAUGCAUUGCUUGAGUUACUGUUGACCUAUAAGGCAAUAGGUGAUGAAGAUACAUUGGGUAACAUCUCUACUUCUGGCUGCGCCCUCCAUAGAGUUGAAGAUGGUGAUGAUCUUCAUUUUGAGAGCUCGAAUGGUGAUGAUGAUGCUGGUGAUACAGAGCCCAACUUUGGUGAUUAUAGUGAUGAGGAUUUUGUACAAGAGAUGUUUGAGAAGGACGAGAAAAUCAAUUCAUUAGUAGAUAUGGGAUUUUCUGAAGAUGAAGCUAAUAUGGCUAUUAUAAGAUGUGGUGUGGAUGGUGAUCUCUCUGUAUUAGUUGAUUCGAUUAGUGCAUCACGGGUUGCAGGAAAUUUGAACUUGUCUAACCAUCAGGUCAUGGGUGGAUGCUUCGAUUCUUUUGGAGGGAGAAAGAAAGCAAGGUUGGUGGAAGAGAGAAAGAAAAAAAGGAAGCGAUGUGGAUGUACUGGACAGAGCAAUCAACCCUCUUUGGAUUGCAACCAUGAUGAAGAUAUGCUUAUUCCAAAUCCAAUGGUUGGAUUUAACCUGCCCAAUUAUAGCCUUCCAUUAGUUAGGGUGACCAGAAGGAUUCUUGAACAAGAUAUGGGACCACCUUAUUUCUACUACGAAAAUGUGGCUAGGGCUCCCACGGGUGUAUGGGCGACCAUUUCAAGAUCUCUGUAUGACAUUCAACCUGAGUUUGUAGAUUCCAAACAUUUGUGUGCAACUGCAAGGAAAAGAGGCUACAUACAUAACUUGCCAAUUGAGAACAGAGCACCUCUUCUUCCUUCGCCUCCAAUGACCAUAUUUGAGGCAUUCCCUCGUUACAAGAAGUGGUGGCCUUCCUGGGACCAGAGAACACAGUUCAACUGCUUGCUAACAGGUGUGGCAGGUCCAAAGCUGACUGGAAAGAUUGGGCGUGCUCUUGCAAGUGCGGACACUCCACCAUCUCAAAGUAUUCAAAAGUAUGUCAUCGAUCACUGCAAAAGGUACAAUCUUGUCUGGGUUGGAAAAAAUAAGGUUGCUAAGUUAGAGCCUCAAGAGAUUGAAUAUCUGCUUGGUUUUCCAAAGGACCACACAAGGGGUCUCAGCGACACAAAUAGAUACAAAUCUCUAGGCAACUCAUUCCAUGUUGAUACUGUUGCUUACCACUUGUCAGUGCUAAAAGGCAUGUUUCCCAAUGGUGUUAAUGUGCUGUCCUUAUUCACUGGUAUUGGAGGAGGAGAGGUAGCUUUGCACAGGUUGGGAAUCAACAUGAGGACAGUGGUUUCUGUUGAAAUAGACAAAGCUAGUAAGAGGAUUUUCAGGGAUUGGUGGAAUCAGACCCAAACAGGCACGCUGAUUGAGAUUGAUGAUGUGAAAUCUCUUACUGAUGAUCAAGUUGCAACAUAUGUUACUACAUUUGGUGGCUUCGACUUGGUGAUUGGGGGCAGCCCAUGUAACAAUCUUGCUGGGUGCAACCGAUCCAGCCGUCAUGGCUUGGAGGGCAAGCAAUCUGUUUUGUUCCACCAUUAUGUCAGAAUCUUGAAUGCCGUCAAGUCGGCUAUGGCCAGGAAGUAG